Messenger RNA from Podarcis lilfordi (Lilford's wall lizard), 10360 nucleotides. Lineage: Eukaryota; Metazoa; Chordata; Lepidosauria; Squamata; Lacertidae. The record is from the annotation of a GenBank genome assembly.
AUGAAAAGAAAAACAGUAGAGUAUACAUGGAAGCCAGUACUACAGAGCAAAUCUUCUCCAUGUGACCGAUUCAAGCAUGCCUGCUGCAUCUGCAGGGGGCUCCUUUAUAUUUAUGGUGGACGGCAAAAUACUACCUUGAAUGAUUUCUGGCGAUACAAGAUAGGUAAGUUUUCCUGUUCACUAAAUCAUCAUCAUUAUCAUCAUCAAUGUUUUAUUUGUAUCCUACCCAUCUGACUGGGUUGCUCCAAUAAAUUAUAAAAACACAGUAAAACAUCAAACAUUAAAAACUUCCCUAUAGAGAGCUGCCUUCAGAUGUCAUAUAUUGUAGUUACAUGUAUCAUUAUGCCACUGACUAAACCAAAUCUACAUGCUGUAUUCACACAAACCUGUUUUUCCUGAUGAAAUUUCCACCAGAUUCUUUCUAUAGCAGAUUCCUGCCCCCUCCCAAUCCAAGUAAACAAAGUAAGAUUAAUGAAUAAACUUUAUCACCCUAAUAACAAUAAGAAUAAUGGUUGUUAUGUGGAUUCUUCAUUCAAGCCCACCUUUACGGAAAGCUAAUGCAAACAUUUUCCAUGUAUGAAAAUAAAAAUAAUGUAGAAGUAUUAUGAUGACUACCUGUGGCACUUGCAGGCAAAUGUUUUUGUUUUUCUGGUAAACCAUACCCUUGGUUUCCUGCGUUGAUAAGGAAAAGUGAACAUACCUGUUCAGAAAGCAUUGCUGUUUCUCUUGUGUGAUCCAGAGCAACAACUUUUAUGUCAUUACCAUUUCAGAAACUAGGCGAAUGCUGAGUUUACAUCUGAAAGUUUGUGAAUUUGGAGGUGGGGUUUAAUUCUCAGUGGCAACUAUCCAAAAUGGAUUCUAAAGAACAUUGUUGUGUUCUGUGUAUCUGUGGAUAUUAAUCCUAGGACAGGCACAGGGUACUAGGCCAUGGGAUAAAUACAGGGUUUAAUUACACAUUAUCAAAAAUCGGGCUGCUGCCAAAAUGUCAUAUGUCCAGUCCACGCUCCCUCUAUAACAUAUAGUAAAAUACAUGCAUUUCCUUGCUGCUGUUCUACAUCAGCUGACACUGGAGGGGCAGGAAGUCUCACUGCAUUCUCAUGCUAAGCAAGUUAAACUAUGGUUAUGGAGGGAAAGGAUGAAACUCUUGGUAAGUGGUGACUGUUUUUGGUGGAAGCCCAUAUUUCUGAUGUGCAUUUUCUGCCUCAGCUAUGUGUUUUGUCUGUGGCCAGCAGCUGUUUGAGAGAGACUCAAUAAAAUGCAAACCGAGACUGCAUUUGUCCAAUAACAUGCAUCCUUUUUAACAGACAAGUCUUGUUGGAGACUAGUGCAAGCAGAUGGAGCCAGUAUUUUCCAGCGCUGCAGACUGGCCAUUGUGAAACUUGUCCAUAGAGCUGAAGCUCUUGCCUUGUUUUCUAAUACACAGGGACCCACAGGUAUCCACUUCAAUGCAUCACAGAGGAUGACAGUCCAUGUUUUACUUGCUUAAUCUCUGUGGAAUUUUAACAGAGCUUGAUAUAAAUAACUGCUCCAUGUUGGGAGAAAGACAGGUUAGGUGAUUUCAUGGGUCCCUUUCACACCUUGACAAUCUUAAUCAAAACACUUUCUAGAGAAUAAUGAAUGGGAGAGACUGGAAAACUCAGAAGAUGGCCCUGAAGAACUGGAGGAGCACACAAUGGUGGAUUAUCAGGCAAGUUUGAGUUGAUUUAGUCCUGUAUAAUACAAUAACUAGUUCUUCUUUGCUACUGUGGACUCAGCUAUACAGCUGCAAAUAUAAUGUUUUAAGUGUAUUUUAAGUGCAUUAUACAAAUGUGACACUAGAUGGUGAGCUUAUGGCAAAUUCAAUAUAUUUUUCAAAACACUUCUUAAAAAAGCAUUUUCAUAGCAUUUUGUAUAUGUGUCUAGAUUCCGCCUGUCAUUUCCCCAUUAUAGUCUGUGUGGCUGGUGCUGUUCUGUAGUUUAGUUUCCUGGUAGGCUCAGACUUCUGCUUCAGGGUAAGAAUCUCUAUUCUCUUCUUCCUGCAGCAGCAAAAAUAUCCAGCCCCCCCCCCCCCCCGAGAAACUGCUGGGUAUGUGUAACACUUGUAUUCCUACAGGUCAGGUAACUGUUGUUAGCAGAAAGAACUCUAAAAGGGGAGGGAACAGCCCUUCUUUCCUAGAGAGGUUCAGCUACUGUCUACUUUGAGGGCCUCCUUUCACUGAUCACAUUUUUGAGACGUAAACCUAUAAAUACAAAGUGUGAUUGAACAAACACACACUUGCAAACAUAUGUAUGGUUGUUGUUUUUCUUUUAACUAAAUUAGUGAGUGGGUAGUAUUAUUAAUGGAGUAAGAUGAUAGUUUGCUGUUCUCCUUUUAGGUGAAAUAAGGUGAACAAGCAUUUGGUUUGCUGUUCUCCUUUUAGGUGAAAUAAGGAACAGAGUACCAUGGUUUUUUUGCAGGUGGCUUUUUUUGGCAUAUUGUUCUCUGUUAGUGACAAGGUUGUUUCGUUGAGAGGGAAUGACAAUGAAACAGCAAGUCAGCUGUAGGAGGUCAUUCCUUUCAGUAACGUUAUUCAAUUUAUUUUUACCUACUAGGGCUGGUUUAAAUAUUAGAAACCUUACAGUUGGCCUAUGUGGAAGCUGUCAAAAAGCACAUCUGUGUGGUGCUCUGGCUGGCAAGCAGACACUUAAAAAACAUCUUAUCUUGUGUGUCAGCUUAGUACGUGCAGCGUCUGCCAUGUGACUCAGUUAUCUUUGUGACUGCUGACACUACCCAUUUUAAAUGUUACACCUGAUGCGUUUCUGCAGCCUCUGUGGAGGUAACAAAACACUUCAAAUCAGCCCCAAGUGUAUGUCCCACAAAUCAAUUUGCACAGCCCCCUUAAAAGAUGUGCCUCAAAAUUAUUGUUUGUUCAGUAGACAUUGUAGAUACACCCCCCAAUAGUGUAUUAAAAAUAUUUUUGUCAUUCCUAUAGGCCAAGCAUGAGGAAACUCACGCUUGGGAGCCAGAUGUGGCCCUCUAGGCCACUCUAUCUGGCAUUUAAGUUCUCUUAGGCCUCUCCCCUCACUGGCACUGCUCUGUGCCCUGUCUUUCUUUUUCCUGUGAUAAUGCCUCUUGCUUGCCUGGCAUUUUGCAUUACAGGAAUGUAGCCCUCCUGUCAAAUCCAUUGCCCCACUGGCUUUGUCCUCUCAUCACCACUGGCAUGUGGUCCCCAAAAGUUGCUCACGAGGGAAUGUAGCCUUGGGCUAAAAAGGGUUCUCCACUCCGGCUGUAGGCUUUAACACCUUGCAGAAAGGUUCAUAGUCAACAAAUAUUGUAAUCAAUGUUUGUGACCACAGUACUAUCCACCUGAAGUGGCUAUCGGGAUCUGCCUUAGUAAGCAAGUCUUUUGGAUUUAAUUCUGUGUGUUCAAUAUUUAAGUGUGCUUGCAAUCACAAAAGUUGGCACAGCCCAUUCUGUGCCUCUCUCCAUUGAAACAUGCAACAUUCACUUCUGAGGAUUCAUUGCAGGUCAGACUGGAGUAUAGUUUUAGCUUCUUUGCGGUGUGUGUGUGUGUGUGUGUGUGUGUGUGUGUGUGUUUGUAUGUAUGUGUAGAGCAUGGUGCAUGGGACCAUUACUCCUUCCAUAUGUCUGUUGCUGGAGUGCAGCUUAGAUUGUGAUUUGAAAUUUACAAUGAAUUCACUUGAUUGCAUUUGACUAUGGAAGAUACAAGUAUGUUUUACAAGAAAAUCAUUAUUUUACUUUCAGGGUAUCCUCUAUAUCUUUGGUGGAAUGGUGGAUUCUGCUUUCACACUGAGAAAGAAUCCUCUUUGGAUGUAUGACACUGGUAUGGAACUAGACAAGCAACAUCUUUAAACAGGAUUGCAUAUAGAUUUGAUAAAUACGUAGGUAGGGCAGCCUGUUUGGGUGGAGUAGACAGGUGAGAAUCUUUUGACAUGCCUUGUUUGCCAUUACAUCUGCCUGAGCUUGCUUGAAGCAUCAGAUUUCCAGUCAAGUUCCAGUAAGAUCAAUAGUCAAUCCAUUUGAACUAUAGAAUGUUUUAACAUUUCAGGUAAACAUAUCUAUAGAAAAAGAAACACCAUGCUAUUUAACAAGAAGCUUCCCCGUGUCUCAUUCACUAUAGGAUUAUUCACAGCAAAACUACCCAGCAAAAGUACAGGAGUAGGAGGAGGUUGAGAAAUCCACUUAACUACCUUUGUGUUGGAAUCAAUGUUUCACUAAACACAAAUUUAGUAAUUCAGCUAUAUAUUUGUGACAGAACACUGAGUAUUAGGGCCACAGCAGUCCUAGCAUUCUUCCAUUUGUUGAUCAUGUCUUUUCUGUAUAGUUGGCAGGGAUUCAGUUCCUGGGAACCAUGAAUUGCAGCCAGAAGCCUCAAGCCAAUUUAAUGGCAUACUAAUACCUUUCAAACAUUACAGAAGAGAUAUAGUUGGCUUGUGGCUGAGAACCAGGGGUCUGCUCUUUUGCUAUAGUGCAUGCAAAACAUUUCUUAGGUCCAGGCCUCAUGAGAAAGCAAGAUGAGAUCUUCCGCAUAUUCCCAAGGAUGGUGGGUGGGGACACAAAGCCUUACCAGCCAAUACUAUAACAUCAUAACAACAGUACAUUCAUCAUCUUCUUUGGAUUGGGGACAAUAAAUAUGGUUGUAUUUUUUGACCAUAGGAAGCUGAGUCUGAUCAGUGGUCUGUUCCAUCCAAUAUUGUCUAUCCUGGUUCAAAGUGGCUCCCCCAGGUCUCUUUUUGCCAUUAUAUCAGAUUUUUUUUAAAAAAAUAAAUAACUGAAUAUACCUAGGAUUGAACCUGUAGCAUUAAAUAUGCAAAACACUGAGCCAUGGGUACUUCUUAUUUUUUGCCAGUGUCACUGCUGACAAACACUGUUGAGAUGCUACUUUUGGGCGAUAUUUAUGACAAAUGAAAGCUACCUUAGUUGCUGUUAAGGAGAACUGAACAACUUUCUUGGUUCCCAUCUCCAAAGUUCAAUGGGCCUUGUAUGACAUUACAAGUAGAGCAGGAGUACCCUCUUGUGGUUAGUAUUGUAACUGAUAUUUUAUUGAAACUGCAGAUUCAGCUAAGUGGAUGGAGCGCCAACUCAAAGCAGGGGAGAGUGAGGUAAGAAAUUUGGAAAACAGAAAUGUGUGAAUCAUACAUGAAACAUGUUGCUUUGUUGAUCCAACAGCUUGCUUAGGAAUAUGUUCUGAAAACUGUUCCAGACUGGGUUCAUCCAGGGAAACGCAGCAGCAGAGUAAUUUUAUGCUGCUGGUAUCACUUCUUCACUGUAAGGGGAGGGAUACUUAUUUCUUCUAUAUUCUUAAAUAAUCUAUAUAGCAUGUAUAUUUUUGGAUCUUAAAAUAGGAGUGUUGUAUCGCUUGGCCUUUGUCAAUACAGGGAGGGAAGCAAUUUCCAGCAGCUUUCAUCCCCAGCAGCCUCUGGCACCCUUCAAAAUCUGCUUUGAAGGGUCCCCCAGCACACUGGAGCAUAUUACAGUGGUACCUUGGGUUACAGACGCUUCAGGUUACAGACUCCGCUAAACCAGAAAUAGUACCUCGGGUUAAGAACUUUGUUUCAGGAUGAGAACAGAAAUCAUGCUCUGGCAGCGUGGCGGCAGCGGGAGGCCCCAUUAGCUAAAGUGGUACCUCAGGUUAAGAACGGACCUCCAGAACGAAUUAAGUUCUUAACCCGAGGUACCACUGUACUAGGGCGGGGGGCGGGUAACAGCUGAAAAUGGCUUCCUUCCCCAUGCUACUGACUUUACCGCCAGCUGAGCAACACAGUUGGACACAACCCACGAGUGUUUCUUUGGUUAUAAUAUGUAGCAUAUUUAUAACUGCUCUCUAUACCAAAUUACUUAUGGUGUAUUAAUUAUAGAUUGUGAGCUGCCCAGAUAAUGUUAAAGGGUAGCUAUAUAAUUUUUCAUUAAUAAAUACCAGGGGUUCUUCAUGUACUAAAGAAUAUUUUGGUGAAAACCAGGCAUACCAUUUGGAAGCCUGUGGCACUAGGGAAGUGUAAGCUGCCACACUUCAUGAAGACAAGCACACACAACCAAGAGCUUAGGUUCAGGCAGCUCUUGACAUCAAGGAUCAAGGUCUUGUGUGGUGAGGGCAGCCUGCACUUGUUCCUUCAAGUUUUGAACUACCUUCCCUCCUAAGCAGCAGCAGUAGUAGUGAUGCAAAGGGCGAACAGAGGCAGCCUUGCCUUUCCAACUGAGGCAGAGGCAGCCUUGCCUUUCCAACUUUUUCUCCUGUGAAACUGUACCAGAGCUUUAUUUCUAUGUUGUAAAGAGCUUCCAAGCUGCUUUCAUCCUCCAUCAGACAUACUUUGUCCUAACCAGCUUUGCAAACAGUGCUGUAUUAUCACUUUUUUCAGGGGGAAAACACUUUGAAGACUCACUAUUCAAACAAACCUGAAGGAAACAUGCAACUGUUUCUGAGGGUUGUUGCUUCUGGUGAAUAUCUGAGGCACAGAUAUUCAACUAUGAUGUAAUUGCCACUUUUAACAUGCAGGUCCCUCCCACCCAACUAUUUGCUAACCCAUCCUUUUCUGAGAGGGGUUUAUUUUCCUAGAUGAUGCCCUUCUCUAUAGUUAGGAUGGUUUCUUCUGGUUGGAAACAUUGCAUGGACACAAUACAUUUCUUGCACUUCGUUGCACUAUUUAUUAUUAGAAGUGCUCCUACUGCUCAUUCUGGACUUGAAUUUUCUGUUACCUAAUUUUUAUAGUAGUAGGUGAUUCUGGAGUAGAGUGACCAUGUAACUAACUCUGCCUUCCUGGGUAGAAAUGUUUGGAAAGUAUGCCCUUUCCAGAGGCACCACCAUGCUUGCUUAUGCAGUGCAAUGGAAUAUGAGUAACUCUCAUGGCUAUUCAUUGCUUUUUUUCUAUUCCUUCAACUGAGAACAAGCCCCUGUCCCAUACCCAUCAAGUGGUUGUACGAACAGAAAUGCUCAGUGGUACCUCGGGUUAAGAACAUAAUUCGUUCUGGAGGUCUGUUCUUAACCUGAAACUGUUCUUAACCUGAAGCACCACUUUAGCUAAUGGGGCCUCCCACUGCCGCUGCACAAUUUCUGUUCUAAUCCUGAAGCAAAGUUCUCAACCCGAGGUACCAUUUCUGGGUUAGAGGAGUCUGUAACCUGAAGUGUCUGUAACCUGAAGCAUCUGUAACCUGAGGUACCACUGUACUGAUGUUCAUAAAGGUGUCAGUUAAUGGUGUUUUACAAGGCCAGUGUGAAUGCAUUUUUAAGUGGAAGCAGUAAGGAGGAAGUCUGCUUGGAUAGAUGUGAUGGCAACAACUGUUAAUGGUAGUUAUUUCAUUACUAUCCUCUCUGCAGGGAACGGCUCCAGUUAAUCGAAAGGGCCACAGUGCAGUCGUCUACAAAGGCAUCAUGUAUAUGUAUGGCGGAUACGUUGACCUUAAGGGUGCUUCUCAAGAAUUCUGGACUUUAUGUCUAAGUAAGUUGAGCCUUCUCUGUAGGCAUGUUACUGCAACCCAGCAGCGAGGAACCUCUGGCUUGUGUGCUUAUUAGGCUUAUCGGGCAUCCCCUUGGGCUGUGGUGUGAUUUGGCCCAAACUGCAGCCAUCACUUGGUGUCAUACGGCAUCAGCCAUGGGACAGACAGGUAAACCUGCAGGGCCAUCUUGAAAAUGAAUAAUUGGUAGUACACUCCAAGUGCACUUCCAAUUGUUGCUUUCCAGCUGCUGGUAGAAUUUUGCACUUUUUCUGUCACCCUACCCACCUGUCAAAGUGGUAUUUUGUGUGUGUGUGUUUCAAAUUUAGCAACCACCCAAUUAGUUAGAAAGGGAAAAGCUAGAAAUUCCUUUGAUUCUUUGCAGCCACAGCUUGAAUUUAAGAGAGUACUUUGGGUUCUUCCUUUGAAACUCAAUCCCCUGAUGCCAUGUGACUGGCAGGUGGAGAGUUCUGUCAAAGUGGCCAGCAGUGGGUAGGGGAAUUUUGGAUCCUGCUCCCCAUCCCUACUGAAGUGGCUGGUGGUUAUGAUACAAAACCCAUUUGAAACAUCUAGAAUGAGAAUGAAAAUGCAAUUCUGUAGCUGGCUUCGGCUCCAUGUUUAUCUGGGUAUUGAAUUAAACCAGGGAUGGGGGAACUUGAAGCUUAUGGACCAAAUAUGACCUUUCAAGCCUCUCUACCUGGUCCUCUAGACUCUUCCCAGGCCACACCUCUAAGAGCCCUGCUCCAUGCCCUCAAGUGCUUAUGCCUGUCUGGAAUGUGUAACGGCAACAGGAUGUUAUUUGCAUGCCUUGAAGGAGGAUGGCGUAUAUGCAGAAACCUCUAAUUUUGUAUUCCUGUGGUAAAGGCACUUGUGAAGGAGUACUCUGCAGGAUUAAACCCUCCUGCUCCCCAUUGAGAAAGAGGAUAAGACACAACUUCUUCCCCUGCUCUCCUCCCAACCGUAUGUUUAGUUAGGUUUUUGCAAACCCUUAUUAAACAUCAGCUCACUACCUGAAAUGAUUUGGAUCUGGGGAACUGUGCACAGCCUUUAGUCACAUCUGUUGAUUUUUGUCUCUGGCCCUACCCUACUGGCAUGCAAGCCCCAGAAGAGAAUGUAGAUGUUGGGCUGGAAAAGGUUCCCUGCCCCUAUGUUGAAACAGAAAUGGACUGUAAUCUUCUUCCUUCAGAUAAAAAACAGUGGACACCAGCUGUAUCUUACGGUGGUAGCCCAGGCCCUCGACAUGGCCACUCAGCUGUAGUUCAUGGCAACAACAUGUACUUGUUUGGAGGGCUGAUGGGUCUGAGUGAACAAAAGGACUUCUGGAAGUGGGAUUUCAUGGCUGCCAACUGGUCUAGUAUCAGAACAAGGUAAAAUCUUUUGAGAGCUAUUCACCAGCAGUUUCAGCAAGCUGUAGUUUGAGAAUGGAGUAGGUAAAACUACCCAAAAUUAGAAAGGUUAAAAAUAUGUGUGUCUCGGGGAGCUAGGCAGCUAUGACGGCUGCCUCUGAGGGAUGUGGAUUAAGCUGUAUUUGUACUUUGUGGAACAGCGAGUUGGUUCCCUUUCUAACGUGGGGUAGGGAAUGUGUGGUGCUCUGGAUGUUGUGGGACUCCCAACCCCCAUCAGCCCCAUCUAGUGUGUCCAGUUCAUUGGGGGUGGUGGGAGUUGUAGUCUAGCAACAUCCAAAGGGUCAAAAGUUUCCCACCUUUGCUUAUAAGCUGUUGAACUCAUGCUUUAAUAAUGCACAUGUUCACAUCAUUCUAGUCACAUUCUCUGUGAUCUAAAGAACGCUGUUGAAAAGCAGAAGGCAUUUCUUAUGCAUUUCUUGGGCAAGGUCUCCUGUUCUGGAAGAGGCUGCCGUGGGAAGUCAGGCCCUGAUAUGCAGAAGUACUGGUACAAAGCUGUGAUAAGGGAGGAUUACAUUUAUAUACUGAGCCACACAUUUCUGUCAGAAUCAGGCCGAGACUUUCUGAGGAGGUACCUUUUUAAAAUUAGGGCAGUUUCACAAAUGUUCGUACUUUUUAAAAGAAAGUAUAUUCAACUUGGGCUGACCAAGAAUUAUUGCAUAAUGAUCCGUAACAGCCAAUUUAGGGAGCAUUAUACAUUCAGAUACCUUCAUUCAGUGCAGUUCCCUCUAUCUUACGUAAUUAAUGAUGCUGUAUAGUGCUGACCAAACAGAAACUAAAAUCCUACCUCAUUUUCAUCAGCAUAAACAUUACUGAUCUGUGUUCCUUGUUCUCUGUUGUGCUUGUAUUUAGUCACGGGCCUCCUAAAGUGGUGGGACACUCAGCUUUAAUAUUUGAAGAUUCCAUGCUGCUCUUUGGCGGAGGAAUUGCUAAUACCAGGUCAAGCAGUAUUCUGUGGAAAUACCAUUUUCCAUCUCAGAUGUGGAAACAACUGGCUAGGACAACAGAACCUUCAUCCAAAGCUUUUCACUGCAUGUUGGGGAUUGGAUAUGGCUUCCAAGGGACUGCUGGUUCUUCAAGGAAGUCACUCAGCUAUUUGCAUCAGAAGGAAAUGGGUUGUUCAAAGCUACUGGCCAUCUCUAAGCAGCAUGCCUGUUUCUGUGAGUAUAUUCACCAGGAGCCCUCAUACCAAACAUUCAGCAAUGACAGUAGCACUGAAAUUGAAAUGAAAACCUUUUACCUGUCUCAGGAAGAGCCAGGAUUUUGCUCACGCCAAACCACUUCAAGUUCAGAACUGAGUGUAAAUGAGAAAGCAUGCAUAUUGUCCGAGAGAGAGAGAACAUCCUACCUAAACCUACCAAGAGAACAGGACUUUACAGAGGAAAAUGCAAGUUUCAUUGAUCUGACACCUGCCUCUGUGGACAUUUGUGAGUCUUCUGCCUCCAUGGACAUUAGUGAGUCUUCUGCUGUGCUGCUGCUUAUUGGAGGUAAACCUUUGUCAAGUUCCUCUUCAAUUUCAUUUUGGCAAAUGGAGCUAGACAAAAUUUAA